Messenger RNA from Exaiptasia diaphana, 929 nucleotides. Its product is annotated as heme-binding protein 2. Lineage: Eukaryota; Metazoa; Cnidaria; Anthozoa; Actiniaria; Aiptasiidae. Bases 133 to 744 code for a protein of 203 amino acids. The transcript has 3 exons. The record is from RefSeq and is a predicted model, not a curated record.
GCCUCGUGACUGACACUAUAAGAACGAAGGUAGUUACACAACGCUUUCAGUCCGUUCCAUGCUGUCGUGUGCAUCAUUUAAACUCAGACCAGAGAGACCUUUCUUGCACAGUAAUCCCAUAAACUCUCGAUCAUGAAAGCAAUACUUUUGCUGUCAGUGUUUGCUGUUUGCAGUGUUGCCAUGGAUGAAGGGCCAUCAUUCUGUCGUGGAUUAGACUGCCCACACUUUACAGUUAAGAAGAACACAUCAGAUUACCAGGAACGGUGCUAUCAAGAAUACAAAUGGGUCUCGACUGUUGUCGCAGGCUACACAUACAAGAAGGCUGUUGGCAUGGGAUUCAUGCGUUUGUUUGAUUACAUCGAAGGACAAAAUAACAAAUCAGCGAAGAUACCUAUGACAGCUCCUGUUCUCGUUCAGAUCCAGCCAGCUCAGGGACCAUACUGCAAAAACAACUUCACUGUUAACUUCUUUGUACCAUUUGCCAUGCAAGAGAACCCAAUUCCUCCUACUUCGAAAGAAGUGUUUGUCUCUAGCCUUCCUGAGAUGUGUGCCUAUGUGAGGACCUAUGGUGGUUUUGGAUCAAACACUGAUGAUAUACUAAAGAAUGCAGCUGAUUUGUCGGAAGCUUUGCUUAAAGAUGAUUUACAAGAUACUUAUCAUAAAGACUUUUAUUAUUAUGCUGGUUACGACAGUCCCUUCCAAUUAUUUGACCGCCAUAAUGACAUCUGGUUUAUGAGGAAAUGAAAACUUCCUAUGAAGUUAGUACGCCUGAAAUAUCYAAAUCAGGUKUUUCCGAGUUAUAGAGUUCAGUGUUGUAGAUAUUGUUCUAUUAUUCAGCACGGACGAAAAUCGUCGUGAUCUGUAAAAAACUCAAUUAUAACGAGUAAUAUGUGAUUGAAUAUUAAAUGUUAUUAUUGAAAAGAAUCGUC